Molecule: messenger RNA, 864 nt
Organism: Gloeophyllum trabeum ATCC 11539
Lineage: Eukaryota; Fungi; Basidiomycota; Agaricomycetes; Gloeophyllales; Gloeophyllaceae
Exons: 4
Source: RefSeq, a predicted model, not a curated record
AUGAAGUUCACGACUGUUCUCGUUCCCGCCGCCGCUAUGCUUAUCGCGUCUGUGACGUCCGCUCCUUACAAGAGAGAUGUGGAUCCCAACUUGGUUCCCGAUCUCGGCUGGCAGUCCGGUGUCAACCCCACUGGUACGGGUGACUGUGACGGUGCCGUAAACGGCGCGGAUGGCAAGCCUAUUAAGAUCCCCUGCGCUUGCCCUCCUGCCAGGGAUACGUUGAUCCAGUCCCUGAACGCCAAUGUUAACGCCGGCCACGCCGUCAACAACCCUUCUGUGGCCGUGACCUUCCCGACUGACGGUUCCCAGCAGUCGCAGAUUACCCGCAUCAACGCCGUGCUGGUGACGAUCCAGAACUUGAACGGCCCUGGUAAGGGCUGCCCCGCCUCAUCGACCACGCUGCUUGCACAGCAGAAGGCGAUCGCGGCUGGUGGAUCAGCUGCCCCCGCCCCCGCUCCAUCCCCCGCUCCUGCGGCCGCGCCUGCUGCUUCCCCCGCCGCAAGCGGCGGUGCUACAGACGUCGCAUCCCUUGCCCCAGCUUUGGGCUUCCAGAGCGGCGUCAACCCCACCGGUACCGGCGAUUGCGACGGCGCCGUGAACGGAGCCGAUGGCAAGCCCAUCAAGGUUCCGUGCGCGUGCCCACCUGCCCAGGACGAGUACAUUAGUCAACUCCAAGCUAAUGUGAACGCUGGCCACGCAGUUAACAACCCGUCGGUUGCUGUCACUUUCCCGACGGACAGCUCCCCCGCCUCGCAAGCAGCUCGCAUCAACGCAGCCCUCGUCACCAUCCAGAACCUGAACGGGCCUGGCAAGGGCUGCCCGGCUGCUUCCACCACUCUCCUUGCUCAGCUCAAGGCGGCGCAG